AAUUCUUGGAGAGCAAUCUUGAUUGGCGAUUGGAAUAGGAAGCUGCAAUGUGUGCAAGGAGAAUAAGGGGUAAGGAUCAAAGAUGGAGUUUGGCGUUUCAACCGUCCAAAUAUUUGAUUCGGCCAAACAUUGAGGACCAUGAUUGCUCUCGAUCUUUGAGACAUACAAUUAUAGCUGAAAGAAAUUUCUCUUCUCGGAGUGGUUUGAUCAGCAGACAUAUAUUGACUGCCUUUUCUUCUCAAACUGUUUCUUCAAGAAGUAAUUACGCCAUCUUGCAAGGGAGAUUCGGUAAGGGGUUGAAAAAUGGCCAACUACGUUUCUAUAGCUCGGAAGGGGAUGGAAGGAAUGCAAGUGAGGAUAAGCAUGCACCUGUGAAAGAAGGGGCCAGCUUUGACAAGGGAAAGACUUGGUGGGAGACAGAUGGGGGGGAGAGUUCAAGGAAUUGCAACCCCCAUGCUCAACUUGGGGAACAGGAUCAGAAGGAAUGGCUGAAUAAUGAAAAGCUCUUCAUUGAGAGGAAAAAGAAAGAAUCUCCUUUUCUUACUCGACCUGAAAAGUUCAAAAAUGAGUUCCUGCGCAGAGUGUUCCUUGGGAGAAAAUAGAUGUUUCUUGGGAAUCGUUCCCCUACUAUAUUAAUUAUUAAGUAAUUACCAGUCAUGAUUACUUCACUGUAUUAGUUAUCAAAAAAUAUGUUUCCCCCCUGUUUUUCUGUCGC
Messenger RNA from Tripterygium wilfordii, 715 nucleotides. RefSeq lists its product as uncharacterized. Lineage: Eukaryota; Viridiplantae; Streptophyta; Magnoliopsida; Celastrales; Celastraceae. The record is from RefSeq and is a predicted model, not a curated record. Bases 48 to 602 code for a protein of 184 amino acids. The transcript is spliced from 2 exons.